UCUCUUCUCUCCCCCGAGCACUAUACAUAACUCUACGUCCACUCUAGCCAUGAAGUUCGAACAGCAGCUGGCACUGAAAACCAUCCCGUCGUGGUCCCCGCACUACCUAAACUACAAAAAGCUCAAGGCCACGCUCUACAGCAACGCCGAGCUCGCCAACGGUCACACCGAUCAGUCCACCCGCGGCGAGCAGUUUUCUGGCUUCCGCACGUAUUUCCUGUCCGAAGUCGAAAAAGUCAACCGCCGCUACGAUGACCAGGAAUCAAGCGCCCGCGAUACCCUAAAGUCCCUGAAGGCACAGUGGAGCACAAACCAAUCGGACCAGGAAACCGAGGAGUGGAAGGCUGCGUUCUCCAAGUUGCUCCGGCAGCUGGAGAACCUGGCAGACUUCACCCAGUCCAAUAUUACUGCGUGCCGGAAGAUUUUGAAAAAGGCAGACAAGGUGACUAAGCUGGCCAUGACUCGCGAGCUCUGGCCGAUUGUGACGUCGUAUCGGUUCGCCAAAUCAGAGUCCGACGAGGCCCUGCUGCAUGAAGCCCGCGCAGCGUGGAGAAAGCGCACUGCAAUCCCAGUCCCCAUCGAUGAAAAGCCAAAGGAUGUCGGCGCUCGCCGCGUUAUGCCUGCAGUCCCCACUGUCUCCGAGCUGGACCUCAGCGCGUAUCCGGUUGGCCAGAUCUCCAGAGUCUGGGUGGCCCUCGCUGAAGAUGGAAUGGGGCUGCCGAUUCGCGUCCCGGUGAUUAUUGCCAAGGGUACUACCGAGGGGCCGGUAGUCGGAAUCACCGCAGCACUCCACGGCAACGAGCUCAACGGCAUCCCGCUCAUUCAUCGCUUGAUCAGCGAGCUCUCGCCCAGCUCCCUGCACGGCACGCUGGUGGCUGUGCCUGUCGCCAACUGCCCCGGCUUCCUACUGUCGCAGCGCGGGUACACAGACGGCACCGAUCUGAACAGAGUCAUGCCUGGUAAAGCCAACGGAUCGAGCCCACAGGUGUAUGCGUACAAUCUGCUCCACCGUAUUAUCCGCAAUUUCGAGUACUUGCUCGAUCUGCACACUGCGUCGCGCGGCCGCGUCAACUCGCUGUAUGUGCGCGCCAAUCUGUUAGACCCACGCACGGCGCGUAUGGCCCGUCUUCAGAACCCACAGAUCAUUGUCCACAAUACGAGUCCCGAUGGGUCGCUGCGUGGAGCGGCUAUGCAGCGUGGCAUCCCGGCGAUCACUGUCGAGAUCGGCGACCCGUCAAGAUUCCAGAAGCGGUUUGUGAAGAAUGCACUGAUCGGCGUCACCAACAUUCUGUCGCAGCUGCGCAUGAUCCCCGACGAGCAGAGCACGCCCGAGUACGACCCGGUCGUCUGCACCCGAAGCUUCUGGAUCUUUGCCAAAUCCGGCGGCAUCCUGACCGUUAUUCCAGAUGUCAACACCUGGGUGCGCGCUGGCGACUUGAUCGCGACAAUACACAGCGUCUUCGGCGACCUUGAGGAGGAGUACUAUGCGCCGUCGGAUGGCAUCAUCGUCGGCAAGCAUGUCGACCCCGUGUGCCAGAGCGGAAACCGGAUCCUCCAUCUAGGUGUUGUCGAGGACGAGCUGCCCCAGGUUGUCGACGAUGGCCACAUGUAAACGACUGUAGUCUUCAUUGCAAUGUCAUUCAGCUAUAUUAUUUCACCACAAAAACAUCCUAUUGCUG
Linderina pennispora is the source of this 1679-nucleotide messenger RNA. RefSeq lists its product as uncharacterized. The record is from RefSeq and is a predicted model, not a curated record. The coding region runs from base 50 to 1612 and encodes 520 amino acids. Lineage: Eukaryota; Fungi; Kickxellomycota; Kickxellomycetes; Kickxellales; Kickxellaceae. Gene Ontology annotation, molecular function: hydrolase activity, acting on ester bonds. The transcript is spliced from 2 exons.